CGCAAUAAGUGAACGAAACGGCGCCGAGCAUUCCGGCGACGCCAGACAACGCGGCACAAUCGAGACGAGAUAAUCGCCGUAGGACGCAGCUUUAAGCCCACCCCGUCGUGUCGGUCCGCUCGCACAGUCAGUUUGCAGCAUCCAAGCAUCGAGGAUGGGAAUCAUUAAGACAGCGUCGGAGAGCGUCCUCGAAGAGACCGUUGUGCCGAGCGAGGAAGCGAAUUACUCUCUGCAAGGACAUACCGAGGAAUGGAGCGAGAACUUUCCCUAUCAGCUUCUAAUAGGAGCAGGAGUGGCCUUGGUUGGCCUAGUCCUCCUGGCUGCGGUGAGCUUCCAAUGCUCUUCCACUUGGCGAUGGCUGAUGAGCAUGACUCGGCACGAGAAUGUAGAGAAUACCGAGUCCGAUCAGACUCAGCAAAACGCGAUUCGCAUUAGUCACUCUCUUCCGGAUCUCCAAUCGGAACCGAUUACUCACGAAUAUGUUCAAGAACAGAAGGAUAAUAAGAAGGUAUUGCGUCAAACCACUUUACCCAUCGUACCGAUGAGACAUCAAAGUUUCCAACGCCAGUUAUCGCACCGACUUGAUCUACCCAACAUUAAAUUCAGUAUUUGCAGUUUCGAGAAUCGCAGCGACUCUAGUCUUGGUCUUAUUAAGCCGGAAUUAUAUAAAAAAGAGCUCGUGAGGCAAGAAAGCGCGGAAAGCUCCAGUACAACAGAAAUGGAAUAUGCCGGAAAACUGCAUUUUGCUCUUCGCUAUGAUAAAGAAAUCGAAGGACUCGUUGUCAAAGUUCUGGAAGCUCGCGAGUUGCCAAUAAAGGAUGUAACAGGCAGCAGUGAUCCGUACGUCAAAGUGUAUCUGUUGCCCGACAGAAAGAAGAAAUUUCAAACAAAAGUACAUAGGAAGAAUUUAAAUCCAAUAUUCAAUGAAACGUUCAUUUUUAGCGUAUCGUACGAAGAAUUGAGGGAACGCUAUCUACAAUUCUCAGUCUACGACUUCGAUCGGUUUUCGCGUCACGAUCUUAUUGGACAAGUGGUCCUUAAAGGACUCAUAGAUUGUACCGACCUCGAGCAAGAAAUUGAAUAUACGAUGGACAUCCUCUGCGCUUUACAGGAAAAAGUAGAUCUCGGAGAAUUGAUGUUAUCAUUAUGCUAUCUGCCAACGGCCCGUCGCUUAACGUUAACCGUCAUCAAAGCUAGAAAUCUGAAGGCAAUGGAUAUAACGGGCAAAUCAGAUCCUUACGUGAAAGUUUAUCUGCUGUGUCAAGGCAAAAGAAUAAAGAAGAAGAAGACGACGGUGAAGAAAAACACUCUUUAUCCGGUUUACAAUGAAGCGCUUGUUUUCGAUGUUCCCGCUGACAAUGUUGAGGAUGUCAGUCUUAUAGUGAAAGUAAUUGAUUACGACAGAAUUGGAUCGAAUGAGUUAAUGGGAUGCACGGCGAUUGGAUCGAGCUUCAUUGGGAUCGGCCGAGAUCACUGGCUGGAGAUGUUGGAUAAUCCAAGAAAACCGGUGGCGCAAUGGUACCCGUUGAUGGAGACUGUGGCUGGUCAUAUCCCAGCUGUGGACUCCGAUCCACUUCCAGUAAGCCUGAGCUGCUUAAACAGUAGGCUGCAUUGCAGAUGAAGACAAAAGGCGGAAAUUAAACAUUGCAAAAGCUCGCAAAUAUUGUCGGACGCCGGCUUGGACAUCGUCUCCUUCUGUCGUCAUUUAAUGCACAUCGCUUGACUGACUUAAGUACAACCUCUGUUUCAAAGAGCCGGAAGGCGAACUCUGUGCUUUGCAACCUUACCUCGUGCAGCAGGCAUGAAAUAAUAAACGAUCCGGCAUAACGAAACCGAUCAUACGUUGCUCAAUUCCGACGAUCCGAUAAGUAAACGGAAACGAGAUAAAUUUACGUUGCUUUGUCUCUCUGUGCAGGCUGGUCCCGCACCAUUUCAAACGCAGGUCACUGUAUCCAGAUACCCUCCCCUCCGUAGAAAUUGUUCCCUAUCAACGUGAUGUUGAGCAUGACGGUAGCUUAAAUGUCUUUAGAUUAAUCGCGCGAGAUCAGAUAGGUAAGUUUUUAUAGAAGACAAAUAUAAGCGUGAGAGUGAAAGAGGGAUGCAAGGCCUUGUCCUCGAUGAAGGCAAGAUGAAAACUAGUGCAGGCAGAUUUAGACGACAGAUUGCUUUAGCAAGCAGAGUACAAUUGAAUAGAUUUCUAAGAUAGCGAACGCGAUUGGAUCCGUGCGCCGUUUAUUAUUUCACGCUCGCUACCACUUCUGCGCAAAUGUUCUAUUAACGUGAUGUAUGUUUAGAGAUAAUGUCCGACGAGACGGGCACUAUUUGUGAUAAUGUAUCUGAACAUAUACGUACUAGCACACACAUAUGUACAAGCGACACAUGCAUAAUGUGAUCCAGAAAUCAUGGGCGGCUGCUUCGUGCACGCGUGUACGUUCGGCUGACGCGACUAUCCGAGAUUGUGAACUUGAUAAUAAAUAAAAUAUACAUCUAGAUCGUAUAUAAGGAAUUACAUAUACUUAGUGGAAAAGGGCGAACAAUGUAAUUCUCUUAUAAUUUAACAAAUUACGGAUAUAUCAUUUAUGUGCAUGCGUAUGUUUAAGAAUAUAAUAUUUUGAAAAGGGAGUAAAGUAGCGUAGAGAUGGAUUUUCAGUGAGAAAUCUAAUAUUUCUUUGAGAGUUAUGUUUGGCCAGAAUACGCGAAUGUCUUUAACAAGUACAGAUCUGUGAAUUGUACUUUAUUAAUAUAUUUUAAAAAAUAUUUAGUCGAUUACAUUUACACGAGAAUAUGUACGAAACAAAUCUGAAUAUCUAAGAAAUAUGGGCGUUUCUGGAAAAUGGAUGGGGUCGAAAUGGAACGCUAACAAGUCCCCAAAUUUUAUGAGAAACAAAAUGUGGAUAUAAUUGCGAUUUGUAUUCUUUUGAUUUUUUCAAGAGUGUCUAACUUUAAUUGUCAUAAGCCCUUACCGAUUGCAUAAAGAGAUGGAGAUGUGAGUCGAAAAAGUAUACGUAAUUAACAUAUAGAAUUAUAUUACGCAAACUGUAGGUAAACAAAAACGAUAUCAAAUUUGGUGAUAAACAAUAUUUCGAGUGACAUAGUGUCUAGCGAAAAAAAUGUGCCGACAAAAUAACGAUGUAGCAGUAGUAUGAUUGAAGGUAGUACGUUCUUAAUCACACAUGCUUAAUGUUAGAAACUCUUGCGCGUUGAAAAUGCUAGAAGCGUGCCGUAAUAAUCCUAGACUAUUCCACUAUUUCGAGUCAAUAUCUCUCGAUAUCUAUAUGCCUGCCUGUAAGCCGUAAGGAACGUCUUUCUAAAUCUCUCCUUGAAAAUUUCUCAUCUACUCCAUUGUUCCAGCGAUGCCCAUAAAAGUAAAAAAAAA
Molecule: messenger RNA, 3376 nt
Organism: Linepithema humile (Argentine ant)
Lineage: Eukaryota; Metazoa; Arthropoda; Insecta; Hymenoptera; Formicidae
Product: synaptotagmin-10-like
Biological process (GO): calcium-ion regulated exocytosis; regulation of dopamine secretion; regulation of calcium ion-dependent exocytosis
Cellular component (GO): plasma membrane; exocytic vesicle
Molecular function (GO): phosphatidylserine binding; SNARE binding; calcium ion binding
Source: RefSeq, a predicted model, not a curated record